This is a messenger RNA of Rubroshorea leprosula, 1673 nucleotides long. The record is from the annotation of a GenBank genome assembly. NCBI's taxonomy places the organism in Eukaryota, Viridiplantae, Streptophyta, Magnoliopsida, Malvales, Dipterocarpaceae.
AGAAAUCAUGUGAAAGGACUCAAAAUCGACCAAAUGUUUAAAGUGUGUUCUACCUCCUAGUUCUUACAUUCUCGUUUCAGCUUAAUUAUUGUCAUUUUUGGUGAAAUUUUAGCUUCUGAUUAAUGGGUUAUUGUAUCUGCAAAAUUCUAAUUUUGGUGGGAGUCUCCUACCUCAUAAAUUCAUGUGGGUUUUCUCCUGAAUCCCUCUUUCCAUUUCCAAGAGAGUGCAGUUUAAAAGCCAAAAAGCCCCAGACUUGGUGAUCAACUUCUUGGUGGAGCACGGUUUCUCGCAAAUCCAGGUCAGAAAAUUCAUAGAGAAAAAACCAGAUUUUCUUUACUACAAUCCUGAGAAAUCCCUUUUGCCCAAAUUCAAUUUCUUCUACUCCAAAGGUCUCUCAAGCUCUGAACUUGCAGAACUCUUGUUAAAAAAACCCCUAUGUUUUGUGGCGGGGUUUGAAUUCCCACAUUAUACCCAAUUUUAAUUUUUUAAAGAAUUUGGUUGGCUCUGGCGAUGAUAAGGUUUUGUUGGCUUUCAAGCGCGGUGUUCUUUAUUCGGAUUGUAAGUCUUUAGCUUCUCCAAGUAUCUCAUUACUAAGAGAAGAUGGUGUGCCUGAGUUCAAUACUCUUAUUCAACUGAUUAAUCAGCCUAGAAUGUUCGCUGCAAAGCAUGAUAGGUUCAGAAGUGCUGUACAAGAGGUUAAAAAGAUGGGUUUUGAUCCAGGAUAGAGCACUUUCUUGAAUGCCAUUUCAGCUAUGCUACAAUUGAGAAAGGGAAACUUGGUAAGGAAAUUCAAUCUUUACAGGGAGUGGGGCUGGUCUAACGAGCAGGCUCUUCUUAUUUUCGUGAAGUUUCCCUAUUGCAUGAUUUUUUCUGAGUCCAAAAUUACUGCCAUAAUGGACUUUUUAGUCAACAAGAUGGGUUUCAGUUCUUCCUAUAUUGCUGAGAGGCCAGCUCUUCUUACAUACAGCUUGAAGAAGAGAAUCACUCCUCGUUGUUCCGUCCUUCAAGUACUGUUGUCCAAAGUUUUGGUCAAGGAUGGCUUUAGUGUGUUCAGUGUGGCAUCCAUUACUGAAGAUAAGUUCUUACAGAAGUAUGUGACUUGUUAUAAGGAUGAAUCUCCCCAGUUGAUGAAGUUAUAUUAAGAAAAAUUAAGUCCAUUAAAAUAACUGGAUAUCAAGCAUUAUAGUUGAGCAAUGUGAAAGGUACAAUUGUUUCCUCACAUGACAGCUUAGUCUCACUUAUUCCUUUUUGCAUUACUACCAUUAAUUCUCAUGGAAUCAUAUUCUCUGUCACUAUGUGAUUUAGUUCAUUAUGCAAGCAUUGAGAAAUUGAUCUUUUAGGAGAACCAUUUAGAGCCCAAGUUUGAUACUAACGCCAAAUUUUCUUUCAUACAGCUUGAGGAGGAGAAUCAUUCCUCCUUGUUCUAUCCUCUAAAUUUUGAUCUCCAAAUGUUUAACCAAGGAUGGCUUUAGUGCAAACAGCUUGAUAACCAUUUCUGAGGAUAAAUUCUUGCAGAAGUUUGUGACCUGUGGAGAAAAAAGCUCCCCUGUUGAUGAAGUUAUAUCAGGGAAGAAAUUAAACCUCUCAAAAUGACAGGAUGUUAAGCAAUGUAUUUGAGCAAUGUGAACCAGUUACAUUUGUUUCCUCUAUGCUGUUCAGCCUGUUCUGCUUUU